Molecule: messenger RNA, 1216 nt
Organism: Urocitellus parryii (Arctic ground squirrel)
Lineage: Eukaryota; Metazoa; Chordata; Mammalia; Rodentia; Sciuridae
Gene: Metrnl
Product: meteorin like, glial cell differentiation regulator
Biological process (GO): positive regulation of brown fat cell differentiation; energy homeostasis
Molecular function (GO): hormone activity
Source: RefSeq, a predicted model, not a curated record
GCCGGGAUGGGCGGGCGGCCGAACAGGGGGCGCUGGAGGCGCGCGACGUGACCCUCCUGCACACGGAGCCCGCCCCGCCGGCCGCGCCCAGUCGAGGGUCUGCUGGGUGGGCGCGGACACGAAAUCAGCGCCCACCCCGCCGGAGCAUGCGGGGCGCGGCGCGGGUAACCGGGGGGCGCGCGGGGCAGCUGUGGCCGCGGCCCCCCGUCCCGGGCGCGGGCCCGCCCCCUCCGCUUCUGCUGCUUCUGGCGGUGCUGCUGGGCGGCGCGGGCGCGCAGUAUUCCAGCGACCUGUGCAGCUGGAAGGGGAGCGGGCUGACCCAUGAGGCUCACAGGAAGGAAGUGGAGCAGGUGUAUCUGCGCUGCGCAGCCGGCUCCGUGGAGUGGAUGUACCCAACUGGGGCACUGAUUGUCAACUUGCGGCCCAACACCUUUUCGCCCUCCCGAGGGCUGACUGUGUGCAUCAAGCCCUUCAGUGGCUCCUCUGGGGCCAACAUCUAUUUGGAGAGAACUGGAGAACUGAGGCUGCUGGUGCAGGAUGGGAGCAGCCAUGCUGGACAGGUGCAAUGCUUCAGCCUGGAGCAGGGUGGCCUGUUUGUGGAGGCCACACCCCAGCAGGACAUCAGCAGGAGGACCACGGGUUUCCAGUAUGAGCUGACCAGCGGGCGCAGGGGGCUGGGCCACACACUCUCUGCCCCGUGCCGCCCAUGCAGUGACACCGAAGUGCUCCUGGCCGUCUGCACUAGUGACUUUGUCGUCCGAGGCUCCAUCCAGGACGUCACCCACGUGCCAGAGCGGCAGGAGUCAGUCAUCCAUCUGCGGGUGAGCAGGCUCUAUCGGCAGAAGAGCAGGGUCUUUCAGCCAGCGCCUGAGGGCCAUGGCCACUGGCAGGGCCGCAUCCUGACGCUGCUGGAGUGUGGUGUGCGGCCAGGGCAUGGGGACUUCCUCUUUACUGGCCACAUGCACUUCGGGGAGGCCCAGCUGGGCUGUGCCCCACGCUUCAGUGACUUCCGAAGGACGUAUAGGGAUGCAGAAGAGAGGGGGCUGAACCCCUGUGAAAUUGGCAUGGAGUGACUGUGGGUGCUGCUACCUGUCCUGUGUCCUGCUACUGGGGCUGUGUAUGCUCCAGCCUGGGGGUCGGCCAUGCUGUGGAGUGCAGGCCGGGGGCACAGGUCCCAGCCAAGGACACCCUGACCUGGAAAUGCUGUAAAAUGCAA